Molecule: messenger RNA, 11358 nt
Organism: Struthio camelus australis
Lineage: Eukaryota; Metazoa; Chordata; Aves; Struthioniformes; Struthionidae
Source: RefSeq, a predicted model, not a curated record
AAGUAGUACAGACGUAUCAAGAUGACUGAUCCUAUGAUGGAUUUUUUUGAUGAUGCCAAUCUGUUUAGUGAGACCUUAGAAGGUUUGUCAGAUGAUGCCUUUGUUCAACCUGGACCUGUUUCACUUGUUGAUGAAUUGAAUUUGGGUGCAGAAUUUGAACCUUUGCACAUAGACUCAUUGAACCAUGUGCAAGAUGCUCAAAGUCAACAAAAGAUGAGUGAGUUUGAGCAGCUGAACCAGUAUGAUUCACUGAAACUUCACCAAGUAAAUCAGUCUUUUAAUAGCUCAGCUGACAGUGUCUUAUCACCACACUCUCAAUUUAAUUGUUCACCAAUUCAUCCGCAGAACCAGUCUAAUGGGAUGUUUCCAGAUGUGGCUGAUGGUAGCCCUAUGUGGGGUCAUCAAACUGCCACAACUGUUUCAAAUCAAAAUGGGUCCCCCUUUCACCAAGGACAUUCUCAGUCUAUGCAGCAAAACAAAAGCUUUGUAGCACACCAUGACUUUGCCUUAUUUCAGGCUAACGAACCGCAGCAUCAGUGUGCCUCACUACGGUCACAACAAAGCAGAAACAACAUUAACACAGGGCAAGAUGCUCUGAGUCCGCCAAAAGACUUCAUGGAAGUUAAUGUAUCUACUUCUCACAGAGUCAGUGUUAACCACCCACCUCCGGUUUCCAAUCCAUCAGCUUCACAGCAGCCUCUGUCCGUACAACAGUUUUCUCAAACUGCAAGUGCUUCAAUACAUUUUUGUGGGAAUCAAGAGGGAAAUUUUGAUGGACAGUCCUCAACCAUUACUCCGUGCUCUGUCAAUAAUACCCAACAAUUUUCUUCUCCUUAUUCUUACUCUAAUAACCACAUUUCUCCUACGAGCCUUCUUCAGUCUACAACGGCUCUUUCUAGCCAGCAGACACACGCUAUCUCUGACUUCACUGGAAGUGAUGCCUUUACAUCUCAAACAGGGACCAAGCAAGAAACAACUGAGCACAUGUUGAAUCCUAACACACCUUUGAAUUCAAAUAGUUUUCAAAUGUUGCAUUCUGCACAUCCUCAGGGCAACUUUAGUAGUUCAAAACUCUCUCCUGUGAAUAUUAAUUUUCCAGCUUCUGCUGGUUCUGCUUCUCAGAUAAGCCAUUUCAGUGACCCAAUUGAAAGCAAUGGUUUUACGUCUUUGGAUGAGAACUUACUUCAUCAAGUUGAGACUCAAAGUGAACCAUUUACAGGACUUGACCCAGAUGACCUCCUUCAGGAAGACCUUCUUCCACAGUUUGAUGAUUCUGCGUUUGUUCAGGAUAGCACAAGCCAUGUUUUAGAGCAUGACCUAGAACAGCAUAUAACGUCACCACAAGUAACACGGUCAUCUGAAAUUGCUCGGGCGCAGUCGCAAAGUCAGAUCCAUCCCUGGCAUUCUUCAAUUUCCAGUCAGCAUCUGCAAGACAGAAGUCGUGUAACCUUACCAGGACAGCCUCCUUCCUCCAAAAAGACUGAUGGUUCAGGAUCGUAUACUAAGUUACAGAAUACCCAGGUGAGGGUAGUGUCUGAAAAGAAGCAGAAGAAAAAAGCAGACUCUGAAAGUAAACAAGAGAAGGCAAAUCGCAUAAUAUCCGAAGCAAUUGCAAAAGCAAAAGAGAGAGGAGAGAGAAACAUUCCGCGAGUAAUGAGUCCUGAAAACUUCCCCAGUGUUUCAGCUGAAGGAAAAGAGGAAAAGAAAGGAAGAAAAGUGAAAUCUAAACCGAAGGACAAGGAAGGCAAAAAGGCAAAAACUGGUUCUUCAUCCAAAAUUAAAGAGAAAACAAAAAUUGGAAAGCUUAUCAUCACGCUUGGUAAAAAGCAGAAAAGAAAAAAUGAGUCUUCGGAUGAAUUGUCUGAUGCUAAGCAGACUCCACAACGGUCUUUGAAAGAUGAAGACGCGCAGAAGAGAAGAUCAAAUCGUCAAGUUAAAAGGAAAUCUGCUCCUUUACCUGCUGAGCAGCCUUUACAAUUAUUUGUUGAGAAUCCAAGUGAAGAAGAUGCAGCAAUUGUAGACAAAAUCUUAUCUUCUAGGAUAAUAAAGAAAGAAAUGUCUGCUGGAAUGACAGUGGAAACGGAAGAGUUUUUUGUGAAAUACAAGAACUACUCUUAUCUCCACUGUGAAUGGGCCACAGAACAACAGCUUUUAAAGGAUAAAAGAAUCCAGCAGAAAAUAAAGCGGUUCAAACUGAGGCAGGCACAAAGAGCUCACUUCUUUGCAGAUAUGGAAGAAGAACCUUUUAAUCCUGACUAUGUUGAAGUAGACCGGGUGUUGGAAGUCUCUCUAUGUGAAGAUAAGGACACUGGUGAGCCUGUUAUUUACUAUUUAGUAAAAUGGUGUUCAUUGCCAUAUGAAGACAGUACGUGGGAGCUGAAAGAAGAUGUAGAUCAAGCAAAAAUAGAAGAAUUUGAACAAUUGCAAGCUUCCAGGCCUGACUCGAGAAGAUUGGACCGACCACCUCCAAACUCCUGGAAGAAGAUAGAGCAGUCCAGAGAAUAUAAAAAUGGCAAUCAGCUCAGGGAGUAUCAACUGGAAGGACUGAACUGGCUCCUAUUCAACUGGUACAAUAGACGGAAUUGCAUUUUAGCGGACGAAAUGGGUCUUGGCAAAACCAUUCAGUCGAUUACAUUCCUCUAUGAAAUCCUCCUGUCUGGUAUAAGAGGGCCUUUUCUGAUCAUAGCUCCGCUUUCCACUAUAACAAACUGGGAAAGAGAAUUUCGUACGUGGACUGACCUUAAUGUUGUAGUGUAUCAUGGAAGUAUGAUCAGCAGACAGAUGAUUCAGCAGUAUGAAAUGUACUUCAGGGACUCCCAGGGACGCAUCGUUCGAGGUACAUACAGAUUCCAAGCCAUUAUCACUACUUUUGAAAUGAUUCUUGGUGGCUGUCCAGAACUCAAUGCAAUUGAGUGGCGGUGUGUUAUUAUUGAUGAAGCGCACAGACUAAAGAACAAAAAUUGCAAACUCUUGGAAGGACUAAAGCUAAUGAACCUUGAGCAUAAAGUGCUGCUAACAGGUACACCACUGCAGAACACAGUAGAGGAAUUGUUUAGCCUCCUUCAUUUUCUUGAACCGUUGCGUUUUCCUGCUGAAUCUACAUUUAUGCAAGAAUUUGGAGAUCUUAAAACAGAGGAACAGGUUCAGAAGCUGCAAGCCAUCCUGAAACCCAUGAUGCUCCGACGACUAAAGGAAGAUGUAGAAAAAAAGCUGGCUCCUAAGGAGGAAACUAUAAUUGAAGUAGAACUAACUAAUAUUCAGAAGAAAUAUUAUCGCGCAAUUUUGGAGAAGAAUUUUGCUUUCUUAUCCAAAGGAGCAGGGCAAGCAAAUGUACCCAAUCUAGUUAAUACUAUGAUGGAACUCAGAAAGUGUUGUAAUCACCCUUAUCUCAUCAAAGGUGCUGAAGAGAAAAUCCUUGGAGAGUUUAAAGAAACUUACAGCCCAAGUGCUCCUGACUUCCAUCUACAAGCAAUGAUCCAGUCUGCUGGCAAACUGGUUCUUAUUGAUAAGCUUCUCCCAAAAAUGAAAGCAGGGGGCCACAAGGUGCUUAUCUUCUCUCAAAUGGUGCGCUGUCUUGAUAUUUUGGAGGAUUACCUUAUACAUAAAAGAUACUUAUACGAACGAAUUGAUGGACGAGUAAGAGGGAAUCUGAGACAAGCUGCCAUUGACCGGUUUAGCAAACCCGAUUCGGAUCGGUUUGUCUUCCUUCUCUGCACCAGAGCUGGUGGCUUGGGCAUUAAUCUGACAGCAGCAGAUACAUGUAUAAUUUUUGAUUCUGACUGGAAUCCUCAAAACGAUCUGCAGGCUCAAGCCCGUUGUCACAGGAUUGGUCAGAACAAAGCAGUGAAGGUCUACAGACUGAUAACUCGUAACUCGUAUGAGCGAGAGAUGUUUGACAGAGCAAGUCUGAAACUGGGCCUGGAUAAGGCUGUCUUACAGAGCAUGAGUGGAAGAGAAAACAGCGUUGGUGGCAUCCAACAACUCUCUAAGAAAGAAAUAGAAGAUUUACUUCGAAGAGGGGCAUAUGGUGCCAUUAUGGAUGAAGAAGAUGAAGGCUCUAAAUUCUGUGAGGAAGACAUUGACCAAAUUUUGCAGCGUCGUACUAAAACGAUCACAAUUGAAUCAGAAGGAAGGGGCUCCACAUUUGCCAAGGCUAGUUUUGUUGCAUCUGGAAACAGGACUGACAUUUCGUUAGAUGAUCCCAACUUCUGGCAGAAAUGGGCCAAAAAAGCAGAAAUAGAUAUCGAAGCCAUCAGUGGUAGAAACAGCCUGGUUAUAGAUACCCCAAGAAUUAGGAAACAAACACGGCCAUUCAGUGCUACAAAAGAUGAGCUGGCUGAGUUGUCUGAAGUGGAGAGCGAGGGCGAUGAUAAACCAAAACUCCGCAGGCCUUGUGACCGCUCCAAUGGAUAUGGAAGAACAGAGUGCUUUCGGGUGGAAAAAAACUUACUGGUCUAUGGGUGGGGUCGAUGGAGAGAGAUUUUGUCGCACGGUCGCUUCAAGAGACAACUGAACGAACAGGAUGUGGAGAUAAUUUGCCGAGCUCUGUUAGCAUAUUGUCUUGUUCACUACAGAGGGGAUGAGAAGAUAAAAAGUUUUAUAUGGGAUCUCAUUACCCCAACAGAAGAUGGGCAAACACGAGAGUUGCAGAAUCACCUUGGCUUAUCAGCCCCUGUGCCUAGGGGAAGAAAAGGAAAGAAAGUGAAGACCCAGGCUAGCACUUUUGAUAUACACAAAGCAGAAUGGCUUCGAAAAUAUAAUCCUGAACAUCUAUUGCAAGAUGAAGGAUAUAAAAAGCACAUAAAACAUCACUGUAACAAGGUCUUGCUUCGAGUAAGAAUGCUGUAUUAUUUAAAACAAGAAGUCAUUGGUAAUGAAUUCCAAAAGGUGUUUGAUGGAAUUGAUGCCAGUGAAAUUGAUGUCUGGGUCCCUGAGCCAGAUCACUCUGAAGUUCCUGCUGAGUGGUGGGAUGCAGAAACAGAUAAAUCCCUUUUAAUUGGAGUUUUUAAACAUGGUUAUGAAAAGUACAACACUAUCAGAGCAGACCCAGCGCUGUGCUUCUUGGAAAGGGUUGGCAAACCAGAUGAAAAAGCAGUUGCUGCUGAACAGAGAGCAAACGAUUAUAUGGAUGGGGAUGUAGAAGAUCCAGAAUAUAAACCAGCCCCAGCAAUGUUUAAAGAUGACAUAGAGGAUGAUGUUUCAUCCCCAGGUGAUCUGGUAAUAGCAGAUGGAGAUGGGCAAAUGAUGGAGGGAGACAAAAUUUAUUGGCCCACUCAGUCUGCCUUAACAACGCGUCUUCGCCGCCUAAUAACAGCUUACCAACGAACAAGUAAAAAUAGGCAAACGCAGCAGAUCCAGCCAGCAUUCCCAAUACAGGCUAGUAUGAUGCAGCCUCCAUAUGAAGAAGCUGCUCUGAAUCCAAAGAUGGCUGCUAAGAUUGAAAGACAGCAAAGAUGGACCAGAAGAGAAGAGGCUGACUUUUACCGAGUUGUGUCCACAUUUGGAGUGGUGUUUGAUCCUGAAAGGGGCCGGUUUGAUUGGACCAAAUUUAGAGCGAUGGCUAGGUUACAUAAGAAAACUGAUGAGAGCUUAGAGAAAUACUUAUAUGCGUUUAUGUCAAUGUGCAGGAGAGUCUGUCGUCUUCCCUCGAAAGAAGAGCUCGUAGACCCAAACAUUUUUAUCCAACCAAUUACAGAGGAGCGUGCUUCUCGGACUUUGUAUCGCAUUGAGCUCCUAAGGAAGGUGCGAGAACAGGCUCUUCGACACCCACAGUUGUUUGAUCGACUAAAGCUAUGCCAGCCGAACCCAGACUUACCUGUCUGGUGGGAGUGUGGGACUCACGACAGGGAUUUACUUAUUGGAGCUGCUAAACAUGGGGUUAGCAGGACAGACUAUCAUAUUCUUCGUGAUCCUGAACUAUCAUUUAUGUCUGCCCAGAGGACCUAUAGUCAGAACAAAGUGGCGCUCUCAAGGACUUCUACUCCACUCCUGCAUCAAUAUCAGAUGGCAUUAUCUGCUUCUCCUCUUACACCUCAGUCAAGAUUGCCGGAUGCUAAAGUGAAUGCUCUGGAGGAUACAAAAGUUAAAAGUGAAAAUCUGAAAGAGGACCCUCCGUCUUCUGAAGAGGAAUCUAUGUCUACAGAGGAGACCCAGACAAUAAUGAAAUCUGAACCUUUGAGUCCAAAAAAUGGCACAUCAAUACAAAAUACAGACCACAAACCUAGUGUGAAGGCAGAAACAGACAGGCGCAUGGUUGCAGCAAGGACAGAGCCUCUAACUCCAAACCCAGCCUCCAAAAAACAGAGAGUCAGCAAAAGAGGAUCCGAUUCUAGCUCUGACUCGGACUCUGACUCAGAUAGAUCAUCCUGUUCUUCCAGGUCAUCGUCUUCAUCCUCUUCAUCAUCCUCAUCGUGUUCACACUCUCGAUCAGGCUCUAGCUCUUCAUCAUCUUCAUCUUGUUCUUCAGCAUCCUCCUCCUCCUCAUCUUCAUCCUCCUCUUCCUCCUCUUCCUCCUCCUCCUCGUCUGAGGAAAGUGAUAGCGAUGAAGAGGAGGCGCAAAAACGUGAAGGAACCCCUCAUAUAAAAGCAUACGAUGAAGAGAGUGUCGCUUCUCUGAGUACAACACAGGAUGAAACCCAAGACAGUUUCCAGAUGAACAAUGGGACACCAAACUCCAGUUAUCUCUUACAGGGUGGAUACAUGUUGGCUGCAUCCUACUGGCCAAAGGAUCGAGUUAUGAUUAACCGGCUUGAUAGUAUUUGUCAAACAGUGUUGAAAGGUAAAUGGCCUUCGGCAAGAAGGAGCUAUGACAGCAAUACAGUGGCAUCUUUCUAUACAACCAAACUCCUGGAUAGCCCGGGUGCAGCUGCAGACUACAGCGAACCCACUGCACCAACACCCCCUAGCGCAGGUGUUAAAGAAGAGUAUGAUCAGUCACCACAGAUGUCAAAGGUGAAGAAGCAUGUACGAGAAAAGGAGUUUACAGUGAAAAUCAAUGACGAAGGUGGUUUGAAAUUGACUUUUCAGAAGCAGGGACUGUCUCAGAAAAGGCCAUUUGAAAGCGAGGAAGGUGCACUGGGACAGCAGCAAUACCUGGCUCGGCUUCGUGAACUGCAGAACGCUUCAGAGACCAGUCUUGUCAACUUCCCAAAAUCACUUCCAGAAUCAGGUACUUCCAGUCAGUUAACAGCUAGUGCCAAUGGAGUGAUAAUUGACAGUCAGCCUGUAGUCAAAAAGAGAAGAGGAAGAAGGAAGAACGUGGAGGGAGUUGAUGUCCUCUUUAUAAAUAGAAAUAAACAGCCUAAUCACGUUAAUCCAGGUAUUAACUCCUGUCAAGUUGCUGCAGGAAUAAACCCAGCGCUCACUUAUGCUCAGUCCCAAGGCGUGCUUGAUGCAGAGAGUCCAGUUCCUGUUAUUAACCUAAAAGAUGGAACAAGGCUUGCAGGUGAUGAUGCCCCAAAAAGAAAAGAUUUAGAAAAGUGGCUUAAGGAACAUCCUGGCUAUGUUGAAGAUUUAGGAGCUUGUAUUCCUAGAAUGCAGCUGCAUGAUGGGAGGCCCAAACAAAAAAGACACCGUUGUCGAAACCCUAAUAAACUGGACGUUAAUAGUCUGACUGGUGAGGAACGUGUUCAGCUCAUAAAUAGAAGAAACGCACGAAAGGUGGGGGGUGCAUUUGCUCCCCCUCUAAAGGAUUUGUGCCGGUUCCUGAAAGAAAAUCCAGAGUAUGGAGUGGCUCCUGAAUGGGGAGAAGUUGUAAAACAGUCUGGAUUUCUUCCAGAAGGUAUGUUUGACCGUAUUCUCACAGGGCCUGUUGUGCGGGAAGAAGUAAGCCGGAGAGGAAGGCGGCCGAAGAGUGAGAUUGCCAAGGCAACAGCAGCUGCAGCUGCAGCAACAGCGGCCAGCGUAUCGGUUAACCCUCUGCUAGCCAACGGGUUGCUGCCGGGUGUGGAUCUGCCCAGACUGCAGGCCCUGCAGCAAAACCUGCAAAAUCUGCAAUCGCUGCAAGUAACCGCAGGAUUAAUGGGCAUGCCAGCGAGCUUAACCACUGGAGGGGAAGCGAAGAGCGUGGCUACCAUGUUCCCCAUGCUGCUGUCGGGGAUGGCUGGAUUACCAAACUUGCUGGGCAUGGGCGGACUUCUCACAAAGUCUACAGAAUCUGUUUCAGAGGAGAAAAAGGGAAGCGAUUCAAAGGAGGCAGAGAUAAAGAAAGAAAGGACAGAAGACCAAAAUAUAGAUAUUGGUGGUGAAAACUCUGUUUCAAAUUCUCCUUCAACAUCCUCAGCCGCUGCAGCUGCCAACCCUCUGUCUCUUAACCCGUUACUUUUGUCCAACAUACUUUAUCCAGGGAUGCUUCUCACUCCAGGCCUUAAUCUUCAUAUCCCAGCUUUGUCUCAGUCCAAUAUUUUUGAUGUACAGAACAGUGAAAACAAUGACACGGGUUCAGCCAAGCCCACAGAAGAGAAGGAGGAAAAUUCUAGGGUUAGAGAUCAGGAAGACAAAGGGGGAACAGAGCCAAGCUCUCACAAUGAAAACAGCACAGAUGAGGGUUCAGAGAAAGCAGAUGCUUCAUCUGGAUCUGAUAGUACAUCGUCUUCAUCUGAGGAUUCAGAUUCUAGUGAUGAAGACUGACCCCAGACUCUGCACUUAAAUUAUAAACUGAUUUUGAAUAUAUUCUUUAAUUAUUUCAGUGUAAAUAACGCAGUGUUGAGUGCAUCAAUGAUUUACUGACCGAACAUUUCAGUAUUUGUUUAGAAGUGCAAACUGCUUUCAAAGACGUUUUGCAUGUAAGAUUUCUUGAAGUUCAUAAGUUUCUGAACUUGUAUGUACUAUCAAAUACACAAUGGUGUAAAAUUACAACAAAAGGCAUUAUAAUUUUGUUGGGGGGUUAAUUUUAUGAAAAUAAUGCUCAAGAAAGAGCUGUAUAUUUAAUAUAUUUGCAGUGAACACAGAAUACUUUAUGCAUAUUAUUGAUUUAAUUUGAAUAUAGUUUUACAGCCUCCUUGACACUUAUAAUUUACAGAUCAAAACUCAGCAAUAAUUUGGGCAGCUAAUGAAUGUCAUGAAAGCUGUAGAAUCUACAUCACCAUCCAUUGCUUUAAUUACAUGAAAAUGCUCUAGUGUUGUGAUGCACUGCUGUUUCCAAUUCAGGUACAAGUGUGUUUAAAAGAAGAUAAAUUUUUCCCAAUCAGCCAAUUAAACUGGCUACCUGUUACCUCAGCUGAGUUAGUUUAGGAAGUUUACAUUGGUUUCUAUUAACUUGUUUUCAGGUUUUGUUUUGUUUUCUAAAGACAUCCUGUAUGAUAUCAUGUUAAAAUCUGAAUUAUCUGAGAUAAUGACAGGUGGGCGGUUUGUUCUCAUCACAAGAAUUCUCCUUGAUAGUAGUAAAGGGAAAUUAAAACAACCUGUCUUAUCUCAUGCUACUUGGCACCAUAUAGACCUAGUUUAGUUUACACCUUGCAAAGUUUUGGGCUCCCUCUGCAGAAUUAAAAGUCCCAAAAUAAGGAGUAGUUUUCCCAAGACUCAGAAGAGGCAAACUGUCAUAAAGUGCCACUGAAAAGACCUUUCAACACUGCAUACUUCAUGUAAAAAUUGUUUGUUUGCUUUGUUUGUGUAGAUUUCUAUUUGUGUUUUAUGUCAUAAAACCUCCUGGAAUUACCAGUUAAUAAUGGUAAAUAAAGUAUAGAUAGUUUUGAACUCUUUUUGAGUUUAAACUUCUCUACAGAUUUAAAUCUGACUGAAUAUUAAAUAUUACCCCAAGUCGUUAUUGGGAUGUCAGUUCAUAUAUUAUGCUGAGUUGCCCACUAAAGAAAAAGCACUUUGACUAGUAAGGAAGACAAAUUAUUCCUGGAAACCACAAGAACAGGGCAUAAAGCAUCUGUUUAAGUCCAAAUCCUUAGAACCCUUUACUAUAUAAAAUCUGUCUAAUAUUUGAUGUGUGGUAUGAUUCCUCCUUCUUCUUAAGCUGCUAUUACUCUGACACAGUAGAGGCCCAGAUUCAUUUACAUAAGUUCUGAACUGACUGAGAUUUCAAUUGACCUUUGUUAUAUCAUUUGUGGUCCAAGAAUAGACAAGUGUUGAGAGAAAAUAGAUACAGGUACUAGUAGAAGUCAUUGAAAAAGCUUUACAAAGGGAUAAAUUUAAAAAUAAAAAACAAAAAAAACUGUAUAUUUUGAUAUAGUUCUGUUGCUUGCUUGUACAGUAAAACAACUGUGUUGUUUUUUUUUACCAAGAACUUUACCAAUGAAAUAUAAGUUUCUAUGUGCAAAAUAAUUAACCCCAUGAUUAGAAGCAGUAUUACAUGUAAUUACACAAUUAUACAAAUACCAUUUGGAUUGUGCUGGUUACGUAUUUUCCCAAAUAGUAUUCUGGUUUUUGGCCCUUCAUGCAGUGUCUUAGCAAUAGUCAAAAUUUAAAACUGCCAAGAGAAGGGGGUAGCAAUUCUUCAUCAUGAGAAAAAUGUAUUGCAUAUUUAAUAUUUUGCCCUUUGUAAUAUAGCACUUUUAUUUAACUAGGAUGCAUCUAUGAAAUAGCCAAAGUUUUACAAACAGUUAUUAACUUAGUUUGCUGAUGGAGUAUGUCAACAAUACCAUCACUUUCCACCCUUACCCCACAGAAGAAAUCCUAAAUCUUGUGGCUAAUACUAAUUUAUAUCAGAUUUAUGAAAUAAAGUAUUUUCCUAAUUAUGCUCAAGUGAGUUUGGUUACCAUUCUAGUAAUUCUUUCUAUGUAAUAAGGCAAUUACAGUUUCAAGUAAUGAAGGCUGGUGUAGACUUGAACAUAAUAUAUCGGGUUUAUUUUUAAUCAGGAUGAAUCAGAAGGGGAAAAAAUGUCCCACUGUCAGCUAUAAACUGUAUGCAAAUAUGGUUGUAUAAAGUUAAGGGUUAUAAGGAAACCUCAGUAGAACUACACUAAUACUGAAGUUAAAAUUAAAAGGAUAUCCAAGGUGAUGAUAAAGUGUGUGUUGGUAGUUACUAAAAGAACCUUAGCUGUUAUUGCCUUGUAUUUCUAUCCCUUGUUUCAGGCUUCAUGAUCCAAGUCUUAGUCCAGUUUUUCUUUUGGACAUUUGCAAUAUUUGCCAGUUGUGUUCUGUGUAGUCUGAAUUUGCUUUCUGUAGUUGAACAAGCGUCUUAAAAAGUCAUUUGUAAUUUAUUGAAUUACUUUCUAUGAUGUUCUAUAGAGCAAAUGGAAGUUUAAUUAUUUUUUAUUAAACAUAUUCUUUGACUACCUAUGAUGUCAGCCUCAAUAUGUGAAAAUACUGUUGUCUGUGUAAGGAUUAAACAUGUAUCUUUGAGUGGCAAAAGUGAAGACUGAGUGUUACAGUCUAAAAAUGAAGUUGUUCAUAAGACCUUAGAAAGUUAAG